AGGGUUCGUUGGAGAGUAUAAUACCUGACCCACUGCAAGCUUCUGGAAGUGGUAAUUCUCACUCUCUGGUAGUGAAAGCCCUACACUGCAACUUGGCAAGGCCCUUUCGGCGGGAUCCGGAGAUUCGCGUACUUCAGUUUCUUUCGUUCAAGGUGACCUGAUUCGAGUCCCCGUGAUGGCGGUCGAGAAAAUUUUCAAAGAUGAAGCCAGUGAAGAAAAAGGAGAGCGGGCCAGGAUGGCAUCCUUUGUUGGUGCCAUGGCAAUAGCUGACUUGGUCAAGACAACUCUAGGGCCGAAGGGAAUGGAUAAAAUUUUACAGUCAACAGGCAGAGGACGUGAAGUCACUGUCACUAAUGAUGGCGCAACUAUCCUGAAAUCCCUCCAUAUUGAUAACCCAGCCGCUAAAGUUCUCGUGGACAUAUCAAAAGUACAAGAUGAUGAAGUUGGUGAUGGAACAACUUCUGUUGUUGUGUUGGCUGGGGAGCUUUUGAGGGAGGCAGAGAAGUUGGUCGCAGCAAAAAUUCAUCCGAUGACAAUAAUAUCAGGUUUCCGAAUGGCAGCUGAAUGUGCUUGCAAUGCUUUGUUGCAGAAGGUUGUGGAUAACAAAGCUGAUGCUGAAAAAUUCAGGUCAGACUUGAUGAAUAUUGCAAUGACUACUUUGAGUUCCAAAAUUCUCUCGCAGGACAAAGAACACUUUGCCAAUCUUGCCGUGGAUGCAGUAAUGAGACUAAAGGGAAGUACUAAUUUGGAAGCUAUCCAGAUUAUAAAGAAACCUGGAGGAUCACUAAAGGAUUCGUUUUUAGAUGAAGGGUUUAUUCUUGACAAGAAAAUUGGUAUUGGACAACCUAAACGCAUAGAAAAUGCGAAUAUAUUGGUGGCAAAUACUGCCAUGGACACUGACAAAGUGAAGAUUUAUGGAGCUCGUGUUCGUGUUGAUUCAAUGGCUAGGGUUGCUGAGAUUGAAGGCGCUGAGAAGGAGAAGAUGAGAGAAAAGGUGCAGAAGAUUAUAGCUCAUGGUAUCAAUUGUUUUGUCAACAGACAGUUGAUUUACAAUUUUCCAGAGGAACUCUUUGCCGAUGCUGGAAUAUUGGCAAUUGAGCAUGCUGAUUUUGAUGGUAUUGAGCGCCUGGCUUUGGUAACUGGUGGUGAAAUUGCGUCAACCUUUGACAAUCCGGAGUCUGUUAAGCUUGGACACUGCAAGCUUAUUGAGGAGAUUAUGAUUGGUGAGGAUAAGCUGAUUCACUUUUCUGGUGUUGCAAUGGGGCAAGCAUGUACAAUAGUCUUGAGAGGUGCUAGCCACCAUGUACUGGAUGAAGCUGAAAGGUCAUUGCAUGAUGCCUUAUGUGUGCUAUCCCAGACUGUUAAUGACAGCAGAGUUUUGCUUGGUGGGGGAUGGCCUGAGAUGGUGAUGGCAAAAGAGGUAGAUGAAUUAGCCAGGAGAACUCCUGGAAAGAAGUCUCUAGCAAUCGAGGCGUUCUCCAGGGCACUUUUGGCUAUCCCAACAAUCAUUGCUGAUAAUGCUGGUUUGGACAGUGCUGAGUUGAUUUCUCAGCUGCGAGCAGAGCACCACAAGGAAGAAUGUAAUGCUGGAAUUGAUGUCAUCUCUGGCUCUGUCGGUGACAUGGCUCAGCUGGGGAUAUCUGAAUCAUUCAAAGUCAAGCAGGCGGUAUUGCUAUCGGCAACUGAGGCAGCUGAGAUGAUCCUUAGAGUUGAUGAGAUCAUCACCUGUGCUCCAAGGAGGAGGGAAGACAGAAUGUGAAAAUCUAUUUAGCAUGUACGAAGAGUUGGUUGUAACAUUUUUAUCUGGCAUAUUCUAAGGAGUUAUUGUAAUGUUUUGUUUUGGACUAUGGGCAUUGCGAUACUGAUAUGGUGGUUAAGCUAAAUCCGAAGAACUGACAAGCAAUGCCAUGUGAUGUCGAAAGUUGUUAGGUGGGGCCGAGUACUGUCUUUUUCCCCCUGGCCUUUCAGCAGAACUUGCUCCUGCCUAUGCAAAAUAUUGAGUUAGAGUGAAGUCGAGGAUUUAUUCUUGAUUGUUAUAGCUGGGAUUUGAAAAGCCCUCCAAGCUCCGGUGAUAUGCUAAGAUUGCGUGAUUUCUUGGAAGGCGAUGGAUUUGAAACUCAUGAUAGUCAGUCAAUUCAUUUCAAACUUGUUUUUCC
Molecule: messenger RNA, 2156 nt
Organism: Neltuma alba
Lineage: Eukaryota; Viridiplantae; Streptophyta; Magnoliopsida; Fabales; Fabaceae
Product: T-complex protein 1 subunit beta
Exons: 12
Coding region: 176-1759 (527 amino acids)
Biological process (GO): protein folding
Cellular component (GO): cytosol; chaperonin-containing T-complex
Molecular function (GO): ATP binding; ATP hydrolysis activity; ATP-dependent protein folding chaperone
Source: RefSeq, a predicted model, not a curated record